Molecule: messenger RNA, 2104 nt
Organism: Onychomys torridus (southern grasshopper mouse)
Lineage: Eukaryota; Metazoa; Chordata; Mammalia; Rodentia; Cricetidae
Product: zinc finger protein 431-like
Exons: 4
Coding region: 70-441 (123 amino acids)
Biological process (GO): regulation of transcription by RNA polymerase II
Molecular function (GO): RNA polymerase II cis-regulatory region sequence-specific DNA binding; DNA-binding transcription factor activity
Source: RefSeq, a predicted model, not a curated record
AGAGGAGCUGAUGCCAGUGGGUUUGUGUGUUGUGCUGUGAGUGUUGCUGCAGGGAGCUGAGCGUAAAGCAUGGGCGAACUGGAAAACCAUAACAUGGACGCAGUGACCUAUAAUGAUGUGCAUAUCAACUUCACUCAGGAAGAGUGGGCUUUGCUGGAUCCUUCUCAGAAGAAUCUUUACAAAGAUGUGAUGCUGGAGACCUAUAUGAACCUCACUGCUAUAGGCUACAAAUGGGAAGAUCUUAAUAUUGGAGAACAUUGUCAAAGUCCUCGAAGACAUGGAAGACUGUUCAGAGCCAUCCAGUUUGUGACAGCAUUCCAGCAUCCCAGAAGGGAAUGUCUGACUUCUUCAAGCUCCAUCGUCACUCGCCUCCAUCAGCCUUUGUUGGCAACUUUUGUUGAAGAAUGUCUAAUCCUCUUCCAGCCAAAGGACACUGCCUGAAGGUUACUUAUUUCCCCACAGUAGUUUACAGAGGGAAUUUUCAAUGUGAUGCAAAAUAUUUACUAAUGUACUGACUCCACUCCUGUUAAAGGAUCUGUAAAUUUUUUCCUAUGAGUACUUUGUAAAUGUUUGACAGAUCCACUUGACGAAGAAAGAGUUUGUGAAUCAAGCAUUCCUGCCAUCAAAAUAUGUUUGAAACAAAACAAUAAGAAAGAGGGAAUAGUAGUAAUAAAAAUCUUAAAGUUAAUGUAGUAAUAUUAAUUUUUCUUUUGAUAAUUGGAGACUUAAGUAAGGAAAAUAAUUUUUAAAUUAUCAUUUAAGAGGUAUCAAUAACAAUACUAAAUUAUUCCUCACUAAAUCCACAAAGUUAUUAAUAGUGUGUUCAUGAACUAACAAAAAGAAGCAUCAAGUACACUAUUUAAGUAGUCUUAAGUGCUCCCAAGUACACCAACUGAAAUAACAGGCAAACAUGAAAAAUUUGAGAUAGAAAUAUCAUAGAAGGAAAAAUAAGAGGGCAUGAUAGAAACACAUAAAUACUAAUUGUAGUCAGUAAAAUAUUUUCAAAAAUCCAGUAAUGAGUUAAUGGUAUAACAACACUAAUAAAACAGGUAGCUAUGACCAUUUGCUGUUUUAUAAUCAAACACAUAGAGUUGGCUAUCUCAUCCCUUUUUAUCAAUUAUAUCACAUAUCCUAGAAACACUUUAGUUUCUAUGAAAGUAGCCACUGAUAAAAUGAUAGCAUAAUUUACUUCUCUGAGGUAUAAUCUGCUAAUUUAUGGCACCAGACACUCAGUGUUCAAGAUAGCAAACUCCAUUAGAUCAUUAUGUCCUUGAUAGUCUGAAAGUUAUUAUGUGUUAAACUUCUUCAAAAGACAUAAUCUAUAGAACUUUUGAAAUAUCCAGACAAAGUAACAAACCUUUAAAAAGCAUUUGGUUCUGCCUUCCCUAAAUGACAACAGCAUAUAAGCUUAUCAUACUCUGGUAAGUAUUAAAACUGUUUGCUAAAUAUAGAAAUUUAUUUUUGUUUACAGAUUAGACAAAAACUUUCAUGAGACUUGCCAUAUGGCUAGUCAAUAAAACAAACAAUGUUUAUAGAAAAAUCCAUUUUAUGAAAAUCUUACAAAAGAGAAAUAAACAAAUUGUCUGCACCUUUUUGCUUCUGAACAAUUUAGGAAUAAAUCAUGAGCAUGACAGAAAUAGAUGAUAAAGGGAGUGAAAGUAGUUAUUUACAGUGGCACCAAGAGGUAAAAGUACACUGUGUUGCCAGAUUCUCAUACCAAUUAAACACCUUUUCAAACAUGAUCCUUUGUUUAGAAAUAACUUUCUCAAGAGCAAUGCAAGCUAGCAUAGUUAACUCAAGAAAAUAAGGCAGUUAAUUCUUGCUAAGCAAAGUUACUUAGCAUGUAUCAAAUCCAGAUCAUCAUUUCAUGUCCUAAUUCAUCAUCAAUGACACAGAGAGAAAUAAGUUAAACAAAUUAUACCCAGGAAUUCACUAAAAAGUUCAGUUAUAAAGAUAGAUAUCAGAUGAGAAAAAUUCAUGAGAUACCACUCAAUGAAAUGUGUUUGAUUUUCUUAUUUAAUAAUUUUCUUCACUUUUAAAUCUUUGCACUGGAGAACGUUCUGAGAAGUUUGGAAUCCUCUUCUGCAAUUCAAUGUAUCUCAAA